AUGUCGUACUUAAAUAAUCCGGCCAUUGUCAUGGACAAUGGUACCGGUUUGACCAAAUUAGGAUUCGCUGGAAACGAUUCCCCGUCGUGGGUUUUCCCCACGGCAAUAGCCACAGCACAGCGUUCAACGACAAAAAGUAGUGGCAGUGGAGCAAGCACGAGCUCGGCUCAAAGUGCUUCCAAUCCGUACUUUGGAAACUCUACGUCUGCCACGUCUUUUAACAGUUUGGCAUCAGCAACACUCAUGUCUAACAACUUGGCUGGAAAACGAGGCACAGAAGACUUGGAUUUUUACAUCGGGAACGAAGCGCUUACAGCAGCCCAGGGCCCUUCCUACUCACUCAGCUACCCGAUCCGUCACGGCCAAGUUGAAAACUGGGACCACAUGGAAAGAUUCUGGGAGAACUCGAUCUUCAAAUAUCUAAGAACCGAACCCGAAGAUCACUUUUUUUUGCUCACUGAGCCACCUCUCAAUCCUCCUGAAAACAGAGAACAGGUAGCCGAGAUUUUCUUCGAGGGCUUCAACUGUGCCGGUCUCUAUAUCGCAGUGCAGGCCGUGCUUGCGUUGGCCGCGUCUUGGACCUCCUCGAAAGUCGUUGAUAGAUCAUUGACAGGUACUGUUAUAGACUCCGGUGACGGUGUCACUCAUGUUAUUCCUGUCGCCGAAGGGUACGUCGUCGGGUCGGCCAUCAAGAACAUUCCAAUUGCCGGAAGAGACAUCACACUUUUCAUUCAGUCGCUACUUAGAGAGCGCGGCGAGGAAGACACUACACUGAGGACAGCAGAGCGCAUCAAGCAGGAGUACUGUUACGUUUGCUCGGAUAUCGUCAAGGAAUUCAACAAAUUCGAUAGAGAUCCUCAGAAAUUUGCCCAAUUUAUUGUAGAAAACUCAGAAAAGACCAAACGUAAGGUAAUAGAUGUGGGUUACGAGAGGUUUUUGGCUCCUGAGAUAUUUUUCAACCCAGAAAUCGCAUCCUCCGAUUUUCUAAUUCCUUUACCCACAGUUGUUGACCAAACCAUUCAGGCUUGCCCUAUCGAUGUCCGUAAAGGUCUUUACAACAAUAUCGUACUUUCCGGUGGCUCUACAAUGUUUAAAGACUUCGGCCGUCGUCUACAGAGAGAUUUGAAAAGUAUAGUAAACAACAGAAUAGCAUUGAGCGAAAGCCUCAGCGGCACGAGGUCUACCGGUGUUGAUGUACAGGUUAUUUCGCACAGAAGACAAAGAAAUGCAGUUUGGUUCGGUGGCUCUUUGUUGGCGCAGACAGCCGAAUUCAAAAGCUAUUGCCACACAAAGCAAGACUACGAUGAAAUCGGGCCUGAAAUCGUGAGAAACUUCAGUCUGUUCAACAUGGUGUAG
This is a messenger RNA of Lachancea meyersii CBS 8951, 1356 nucleotides long. Lineage: Eukaryota; Fungi; Ascomycota; Saccharomycetes; Saccharomycetales; Saccharomycetaceae. The record is from the annotation of a GenBank genome assembly.